Salvelinus fontinalis (brook trout) is the source of this 6308-nucleotide messenger RNA. Its product is annotated as nidogen-1-like. NCBI's taxonomy places the organism in Eukaryota, Metazoa, Chordata, Actinopteri, Salmoniformes, Salmonidae. The transcript is spliced from 20 exons. Gene Ontology annotation, molecular function: calcium ion binding. The record is from RefSeq and is a predicted model, not a curated record. The coding region runs from base 109 to 3957 and encodes 1282 amino acids. Gene Ontology annotation, biological process: cell-matrix adhesion.
GUUGUGCGCCCUGAGGUGUGCACCGCAUCGGAACCGCUUUGGCAAAACUGGGUAGGCAAGCCUAUAGGUCAAAACAGAUAAGAGUUCCUGGCAUAGACGUAUUUAAACAUGGAUCUUCAUCAACGAGGUUGGUUAGGAUGGGCAACUCUUUUUGCCAUUGCGUUAUCAGUGAACAGUUUGAGCAAACGCGACAUGUUUGAUUAUGGAGAGCAAGCUGGAGACCAACUGUUGGAGCAGGGGACCGACCGGACUCAAGAAUUUAUUUUGAACCAGUCAAUGUUCUUCUUCGAUGGCGCAUAUGACACUGUUUAUAUCAACACCAAUGGCUUUCUGGCAGUAGAAGAACCUAAGGUGGAGUCUGAGUACCUGGGAAAGAUGCCUGCCAGCUUCGGAAUGAUAGCGGCUUUCCUCGGAGAUCUGGACAACAGCGACGGAGUGGGGAAGGUGUACUACCGACAGGACAGCAGGCCCUCCGUGCUUCUCCGGACCACUGACCACAUCAGCCAGGCAUUCCCUCAGGACGACGAGAUCAAUCCCACCCAUGCCUUAAUCAUCACAUGGGAGAACGUGGCGGCCCACGGAGUGCCUGGUCGAGGAGAUGGGCUGGACAGAAAGAGAAACACCUUCCAGCUGGUGGUGGCGUCCAUGGCGUCCGCCUCCUACGCCAUCUUGUUCUACCCUAGGGAGGGGCUGCAGUACAUCUCCACGCCUGUGGCGGGCCAGAGCGAGCCAGUCCACACCGGCUUCAGCCAGGGCCUGGUCCAGGCCUGGUUCAGCUGGAGCAGCAGCCAGGGGCCCUACUACCGCAUUGCCACCGACGACGAGGCGUCCGUCAGACAGCUCUCCGAGGAGACCAACUCAGGCAGGCGUGGUGUGUGGGUGUACGAGAUCGGCACCUCCCCGAUCUUCUCCUCCAUCACCCCAGGCCAGGUCACCAACCUGUCCCCAGAGGAGGACGUAGCAAGUGGGCAGAUGGAGUCCGUGCCAGAGUUUCCACCCAGAAACACUGGAGAACAACAGGAGAUUGAAUUCCCUCCCUACGAGCACGAGGAGGAAGAGGAGACACCUGAACCGGAGCUGCCCCCAACUGUCCACCCGGUCCAGUACCAGCCCAGAUACCCUGUUGUCCCUGAGCCGACCCAGCCCAGUUACCCUGAGCCGACCCAGCCCAGCUACCCUGAGCCGACCCAGCCCAGCUACCCUGAGCCGACCCAGCCCAGCUACCUUGACCCGAUCGAGCCCAGAUACCCUGAGCCGGUCCAGCCCAGAUACCUUGAGCCUGUCCAGCCGGCCCAGCCGCAGCCACCACGCUACGAGCCUCAAACCCCACAGGUGGUGGUCGUGGACGAAGAUGAUGACCUUGAUGUUGACGUGUUUGCGUACAAUUCGGAGACAUGCGCCCGUAACAGGCAGAAGUGCUCGUCCUUCGCUGACUGUAAGGACUACACCAAUGGCUACUGCUGCCACUGUAGGCCUGGUUUCUAUGGCAAUGGCAAGAACUGUGUGGCUGAAGGAAAGCCCCAGAGGAUGAACGGCAAAGUGAACGGCCGGGUGUUUGUGGGCAACUCGCCCUCGCCGCUGGAUUUUUCCAACAACGACCUGCACUCGUACGUGGUGGCCAACGAUGGGCGCGCCUACGUGGCCAUCAGUACCAUUCCGGCCGGCCUGGGACCCUCCCUGCAGCCCCUGUCUUCCCUGGGAGGGGUCAUCGGCUGGGCCUUCGCUCUGGAGCAGCCCGGCUAUGAGAACGGCUUCAGCAUCAUCGGUGGCGUGUUCUCCAGGCAGGCCGAGGUGACCUUCUUACCGGGCAACGAGAGGCUGACCAUCAAGCAGGAGUUCAAGGGCAUCGACGAGCACGACCACCUGGUGGUGAGCACCGAGCUGGAGGGCCGUCUCCCUGAGGUCCCACGCGGCUCCACUGUCCAGAUCGACCCCUACAAGGAGAUCUACCAGUAUGGCAGCAACCUGAUCACCUCCUCCUCCAACCGCGACUACACUGUGAGCCUACCGGAUGGCAGUGUCCAGACCAAGACCUACCAGUGGCGUCAGACCAUCACCUACCAGAGCUGUCCCAAUGACGAGGAGGUCAGGGCCGUGCAGUCUACCCAGCAGCUCAGCGUCGACCAGAUCUUCGUCAUGUACGACUCGGGCAACCAGCUGAUCCGCUACGCUAUGAGCAACAAGAUCGGCUCCAUCCACAGUGGUCCACCAGAGCAGAACCCAUGUUUCACCGGCAGACACGGCUGCGACACCAACGCCGCCUGCAGACCCGAAGAAGGCAUCCAGUUCACCUGCGAGUGUUCCACUGGUUUCACUGGGGACGGACGUCAAUGCUAUGACAUUGACGAGUGCAGAGAGAUGCCAGAGAUCUGUGGUUCUCACGCCAUAUGCAACAACCAACCGGGAACAUUCCGCUGCGAGUGUAUGGACGGUUUCCAGUUCGCCAGCGAUGGCAAGACCUGUGUCGAAGUGGACCGUCCCAUAGACCACUGCCAGAGGGGUACCAAUAACUGCGACAUCCCAGAGAGGGCACGUUGUAGCUACACGGGGGCGUCUGCCUAUAUCUGCUCCUGUCUGUCCGGCUUUGUGGGUGAUGGUUAUACUUGCCAGGACGUUGACGAGUGUGAGCAAGGUCGCUGUCACCGGGACGCCGUCUGUUAUAACUCUCAGGGCUCCUUCGCCUGUCAGUGCCACCCUGGUUUCCAUGGCGACGGCUUCCAGUGUACUCCCGGCUCCCCGGAGCAUGAGAAGACGCAGUGCGAGCGAGACAGAGAAAGCAUCCAGGUCUCCUCCAACACAGGCUCGUUUUCCUUCUUCCGCCCACGCCCUGCCGUCAGUCAGUACGUUCCUACCUGCGACCAGCAUGGUGCCUACGAGCCUACCCAGUGCCACGGUAGCAUUGGGCAGUGCUGGUGUGUGGAUGGCAAUGGUCAGGAGAUCCCGAACACUAGAACUGGCCCCGGCCAAAGACCUUUGUGUAUUGACCAGGGGGGUCCUCCGAUCGGACCCACCACCAGGCCGGAUGUCUCUCCUGUGGCCCCAGGGACCCACCUGCUCUUUGCCCAGAGCGGGAAGAUCGAGCAAAUCCCCCUGGACGGAUACAGCAUGAACAAAGGGGAGGCCAAAGCCCUGCUGCACCUGCCUGACAGAGUGGCGAUCGCUGUGGCCUACGACUGUGUGGAGAAGAUGGUGUACUGGUCGGACAUCACAGGGCCCUCCAUCAGUAAGGCCAGCCUGGAGGGAGGAGACACCAUCUCUCUUGUCACAACAGACCUGGAGAGCCCAGAGGGUUUGGCUAUCGACCAUCUGGCCCGGCUAAUGUUCUGGACGGACUCCAUGAAGGACAGGAUUGAGGUGGCCAAACUGGACGGAAGCCAGCGCCGUGUUCUCUUCGACACCGACCUGGUCAACCCCCGGCCCAUCGUCGCUGACCCCUCCUAUGGACGACUCUACUGGGCAGACUGGAACAGAGACGGGCCCAAGAUCGAGAUGUCCAACAUGGACGGAACCGACAGGACAGUCUUGGUUAAGGACGACCUGGGGCUGCCCAACGGCCUGACAUACGACCCUGAGAGCCAGCAACUGUGCUGGGCCGACGCUGGUACUCGUAAGGUACAGUGUAUGGACCCCGAUGGUAGGAACCGUAGGACUAUUGUGGAGGGGAUUCAGUAUCCUUUCGCCAUCGUAUCCCAUGGGAGGAACCUUUACUACACUGAUUGGAGAAGGGAGGCGGUGGUAGCCGUGGACCGCACAACGGACAGAGAGACGGACGAGUUUCUGCCACAGAAGCGUUCGCGAGUGUACGGCAUUGCCACGGCCCCAACUCAAUGCCCACAAGCGUAUAACUACUGCUCGAACAACGGAGGCUGCUCACACCUUUGUCUGCCUCGCCGCGGCGGCUUCACCUGCCGGUGCCCAGACGUGGUGGACGGAAGCUGUGCGGAGAGGAACUUGUGAGGACUGACGAGAGAUCAGUAGAUUCUCCUGCUAACUGCACAAAGGAGUUGUGACACGUGUGCCUUCCAACUUCCUCGUUAGAGGAAGAAAGAUGAGCGGCAUCCGGCUGCGGGUUACUCUGUGGCCCAAAUCCAUUCAGAUCGCUAGGCCUCUAUUGCUCAGUUCCUUGUUGAUUUCCCUCUGGCAAAUCUGAGAGGAUUGGGUAGUUUGUAAGGACAUGAUAGUGAUCUCUACUGUAGUUCUCUGGUUGGUUAGGUGGAGUUGCUAUCCUAUUGCUUCCACCUAUCUAGUCCUUUGACCUUGUUACUGUGUGUAUUUGAAACCUCACAAAUUAUUUUGGCAUUAUCUUCUGAUCCAUUUGAUAAAAAGUCACAUUGUAUUUUUUUGUAUUGUAAAUAAAUACCUGAAAUAUACAGUUGAAGUCGGAAGUUUACAUACAGCCAAAUACAUUUAAACUCCGUUUGUCACAAUUCCUGACAUUUUUAUCCAAGUAAAAAUUCCCUGUUUUAGGUCAGUUAGGAUCACCACUUUAUUUUAGGAAUGUGAAAUGUCAGAAUAAUAGCAGAGAGAAGGAUUUAUUUCAUAAUUUCUUUCUUUCAUCACAUUCCCAGUGGGUCAGAAGUUUACAUACACUCAGUUAGUAUUUGGUAGCAUUGCCUUUAAAUUGUUUAACUUGGGUCAAACGUUUCAGGUAGCCUUCCACAGGCUUCCCACAAUAAGUUGGGUGAAUUUUGGCCCAUUCCUCCUGACAGAGCUUGUGUAACUGAGUCAGGUUAAUUAGGCCUCCUUGCUUGCACACGCUUUUUCCGUUUUGCCCACACAUUUUCUAUGGGAUUGAGGUCAGGACUUUGUGAUGGCCACUCCAAUACCUUGGCUUUGUUGUCCUUAAGUCAUUUUGCCACAACUUUGGAAGUAUGCUUGGGGUCAGUGUUCAUUUGGAAGACCCAUUUGCGACCAAGCUUUAACUUCCUGACUGAUGUCUUGAGAUGUUGCUUUAAUAUAUCAUCAUCAUUUUCCAUCCUCAUGAAGCCAUCUAUUUUGUGCACCAGUUCCUCAUGCAGCAAAACACCCCCACAACAUGAUGCUGCCACCCCGCGCUUCACGGUUGGGAUGGUGUUCUUUAGCUUGCAAGCAUCCCCAUUUUUCCUCCAAACAUAACGAUGGUCAUUAUGGCCAAACAGUUCUAUUUCUGUUUCAUCAGACCAAAGGACAUUUCUCCAAAAAGUACAAUCUUUGUCCCUAUGUGCAGUUGCAAACAGUAGUCUGGCUUUUUUAUGGCGGUUUUGGAGCAGUAGCUUCUUCCUUGCUGAGCGGCCUGUGUCGAUAUAGGACUCGUUUUACUGUGAAAAUAGAUACUUUGGUACCUGUUUCCUCCAGCAUCUUCACAAGGUCCUUUGCUGUUGUUCUGGGAUUGAUUUGCACUUUUCGCACCAAAGUACGUUCAUCUCUAGGAGACAGAACACGUCUCCUUCCUGAGCAGUAUGAUGGCUGCGUGGUCCCAUGGUGUUUAUACUUGCGUACUAUUGUUUGUACAGAUGAACGUGGUACCUUCAGGCAUUUGGAAAUUGCUCCCAAGGAUGAAGCAGACUUGUGGAGGUCUACACUUUUUUUUCUGAGGUCUUGGCUGAUUUCUUUUGAUUUUCCCAUGAUGUCAAGCAAAGAGGCACUGAGUUGGAAGGUAGGCCUUGAAAUAUAUCCACAGGUACACCUCCAAUUGACUCAGAUUAUGUCAAUUAGCCUAUCAGAAUCUUCUAAAGCCAUGACAUCGUUUUCUGGAAUUUUCCAAGCUGUUUAAAGGCACAGUCAACUUAGUGUAUGUAAACUUCGGACCCACUGGAAUUGUAAUACAGUGAAUUAUAAGUUAAAUAAUCUGUCUGCAAACAAUUGUUGGAAAAAUGAUUUGUGUCUUGCACUAAGUAGAUGUCCUAACCGACUUGCCAAGACUAUAGUUUGUUAACAAGAAAUUUGUGGAGUGGUUGAAAAACGAGUUUUAAUGACUCCAACCUAAGUGUAUGUAAACUUCCGACUUCAACUGCAGACAUAAUAUCUGAAGUACAUCUUUCCAGUGGUACGCUUGAUGACCAGUUAUAGCUGAUUACUACUGUGAAGGUGUACAGAUUGUUGGGCAUAAUGCCAGGUUGUUGGUGUUUGACUGCCACAAGCCUGUCUGGAGAGAAGUUGGCCCAGUGCCUUUUGAUGACCUCAUUCUCCCCAUAAGAGGGUUGACAGCCCACCAUAGGAGUGUUACAUAAGGUUAACGCAUGUACUGUGUGUGCAGCUGUGCGGCGACUGUGGGGGGAAAAAAGGACAUUUACAUUCUGUGCAGCUGUCCUAUUAAACUUUUUUUUUAG